UCAGCGUGUUUAACUUGUGCUCCAGUGAUGAAGGUUGUUCUGUUCCUCCUCUCCCUCACGGUGUGUCUGAAGUCUUCCUGUGUCCUGGCGAAGGCUUUGGAGUUCUUCAUUGCAGCAGUGGAAACUAAGUGGGAAUAUGUGUUUACAGACACAACAGAUCCUACUGCAAACCAAAGGAAAUUUGCAUCUGGUGUCCAGAAAUACAUCAAGGCUGUAUAUACAGAAUACACCGAUUCCACUUUUACAGCACCAAAGUCAAAACUUCCAUGGGCUGGUAUUCAAGGCCCGACUAUCAGAACAGUGGUGAACGACAGGGUUGUGGUGCACUUCAAAAACUUUGCAUCACAAUCUUUCAGUAUUUCUCCCAUCGGCAUUCAGUACUGGAAACAAUCGGAAGGCGCUGGGUACGAGGACUCCAGUUCUGUUCAGGAGCGAGCGGAUGAUGCAGUGCCUCCUGGUGGUUACUACAAGUACGUGUGGGACAUUUCACCCAACUCCGGGCCAACCACAUCGGAUCCAGACUGCCUCACCUACAUUUACUCAUCACAGGUGGACAUCGUCCGAGACUUCAACAGCGGACUCGUCGGGACUCUCUUGAUCUGUAAAACAGAGGCUCUAACUGAGGAGAGACAGCGGAAGGUUCCAGAGUUCAUUUUGCUUCUUGCUGUCUUCGAUGAGAGUAAAAGUUGGUACCGGGAAGUUGGCCGAGCAGACAAACUGAAGAAAACAUCAAGUCCAACCCAGUACCACACCAUCAAUGGAUACAUCAACUCAACAUUACCAGGUCUAACUGUGUGCCAGAAGAGUCCAGUAGUGUCCUGGCAUCUUAUUGGUCUUGGCUCGACCCCAGAGAUCCACAGCAUCCAGUUUGAAGGACACACAUUAAAGGUGUUCAACCAUAAGCGGGUAACUGUAGAGAUGACGCCCAUGACCUUCACUACAGCCCUCAUGAAGCCAUCUGCUACCGGAAAGUUUCUGAUCUCUUGCGAGAUCCACUCUCAUCAGACGGCUGGUAUGAAUGCAUUCUUCACUGUUGACAACUGUCCUGAACCUGUGGUGGCCCCAAUCCCAGACAAACGAAACGUCAUACGUGAUGAUGAGGAGGAGGAGGAGGAUGAAGACAACAUGAUCUCCAUUGUGUUCAAGCAAGGAGGCCCUGUAUCAGUGCUUCGAUCGAGUGCCAAGGGAAGACCUAAAGUGUGGGUUCAUUACAUCGCUGCAGAGGAGAUGGACUGGGACUAUUCGUCUCAAAGCGGCGAUCGGACUUCAUCGUCGUCAGCAGCAGGAUCUGAGUGGUUCAGAAAAGGUCCUCAGCGCUUGGGUGGUGUUUAUAAGAAAGUGGCUUUCGUGGAGUACACAGACAAGACCUUCACUAAGAAGAAAACCACUGGCAAAAUGCUGAUGGGCCCAGAGCUCAGAGGGGAAGUGGGAGACAAAUUUCAGAUUGUUUUUAAAAAUAUGGCCAGUCGACCAUUCAAUCUUUAUCCAAAUGGCCUGACCAGUGUUCAGCCUUUGAAGAACACAAACAAAGACAAACCGGUGGACCUUCGUUCUUUGGACGUUCCCCCAGGUGAGAUAAUGAUGUACCUCUGGAAACUGACAGCUGAAGAUGGACCCACAGAAGCUGACCCACGAUGCCUCACGCGCUUAUACCAGAGUAUGGUGGAUCCCAUCCGGGACGUGGCAUCUGGGCUGGUGGGACCCCUUAUCAUCUGCAAAUCCCAAUCUCUGGACAAAAGAGGCAGAGUGGUAACUUCAGAUAAAGAGAAGAAGCUCUUGUUCACUGUGUUUGAUGAAAACAGAAGCUGGUACUUUGAGGAGAACAUGAAAAAAAACAGUGAAGAUCCAACUAAGAUUGACCGCAAUGAUCCAGAUUUCUACAAUUCUAAUGUCAUGCACACUGUUAACGGGUUCAUGUUCAACCACCUACAAUUCAGGAUGUGUGUUGGCGAUGUCAUACUCUGGCAUGUGGCAAGCAUUGGCAUACAAAACAACUUCCUGUCAGUCUACUUUACAGGAAACACGUUUGAGAGGGAUAAAACAUAUGGCACUGUCCUCACACUCUUCCCAAUGACUGGAGACACAGUCACCAGUGAAGUGGAGAUGCUAGGUGAAUGGGAGGUCAGCGCAUUUGACCCGUCUCUGAAACAGCGAGGCAUGAGUGUUCGCUACACGGUUGUUAACUGUGAAAGAGUCCUACCUGUGGUGGACAAUCAAGACUACGAUGACGAAUUAAAUGAAUUCAUUGAACAGAAUUUCCCGAUUCCACGAGGCACAAUGGAAAAGGACCGCACUAUCGCUGUUCACGUGUGCCGAAACAGAACUGUGACAGACUCUGCGAUUGGGCGAGAAAACAUGAGCUCAGACACUGAGAGACAAAACAGAACUCGUGUGUGUGAGAUAAGAUAUAUUCCCAUAAAGCGAGAAAACGAUCUGGAUGUGCUAUCACAGGGCGGUAUUCCACAGGAUAUUUUGGAUCAACUGGACGGGGAGAUGAGCGGAAAUUCAUUGGAACGUCAAAAAAGGUCCCACCAUGAAUCUGAGCCUUACAGAAGAAGGCCAAAUGUGAUUGAUCCUACAGUCAUAUCAAAUACAGCAGAAAACAAGGCAUUAACAGGAGAACAUCAAAAUAUGAACAUUGCAAACAUACAGUUGAAUGAAGAUGAUGACAAUAAAACUCAUCCAACAAAUGACCUAUUUCGAAAAUUACUUUUUAAAGAUAAAAACCUGUUGAACCACCAACUUCUAAACGACUCUACGGAAGAGAAAUCAGAGAAAGUGAGGAAUCGAAGGGAGUUGUGGAGCGUCAGCAAAGACAAAAUAAACAAAGUGGAUGCGAAAGUUCAGAACAACAAUGAAGUUCUGAAAGACUCUGGAAGUUCUGGUCUAAAGCAGGAUAAUAUGGAGGAAAAUUUGAAUCUUCAUAGCUAUGACUACAAAGAUCCAAAGAAGUUCCAACCAGAUUUGGAAUCAGUUUUGGAGCCAGUGUCAAAUUCAUCAGAUAACCAGACCUAUGGCAGGAAAUCACUGGUAAGUGACUAUGAUGAUUAUGGCGAUGAAGGAAGUGUUCUCGGUUUGGAGCAUCAUGUUGAAGAUAAUGUCGGCAUUAGGUCCACGGAAUCAAGGUUCAGAAGUUACUAUAUCGCAGCAGAGGAAAUCAUGUGGGAUUAUGGGAUCAAUAAACCAGCUCAACUCAUCAAACCAAGGGACAUGCGGAGGGGAAUGAGAAAAUAUUUCCCAGCCUAUAAAAAAGUGGUUUUCAGAGCCUAUCAGGACAGAGAUUUCAAGCAUCCAAUCAAACGAGGAGAACUGGACGAGCACCUCGGCAUUAUGGGUCCUGUGUUGAAGGCAGAAAUCAAUGAUGUUCUUACUGUGGUUUUCAAGAACCUGGCAUCCAGACCGUACUCUUUCCACUUGCAUGGGGUGUACGAUAAGACGCAGGGGAGUUUUAGCCCUGGAACGGGCCCAGAAGGCACCAAGGCCGAACAAGUACCAGGUGAUCCAGUUCCUCCAGGGGAGGAGAGGGUUUACAACUGGAGAAUCUCCAGACGACAAGGUCCCUCAGCGUCAGAGUUUGACUGCAAGGCUGGAGCAUACUACUCCGACGUUAACAUGGAGAAGGACAUAAACUCUGGUCUAAUCGGUCCAAUGCUGAUAUGUCGUCCUGGUAUCCUUCGUCCACGCGACUUGCUUCAGCCCGACGUGAUGGAUUUCUUCCUUCUCUUCACCACCUUUGAUGAAAGAAAGAGCUGGUACCUCGACUACAACACCAGGAAGUUUUGCACCCCUCCCUGCCAGGCCAAAGUAGAUGACCCCUGGUUUGAGAUGAGCAACAAGUUUGCGGCUAUUAAUGGCUAUGUGUCAGAGACGCUUCCUGGCCUGAUAGUUGAACAGUACCGGACGGCUCGCUGGCACCUCCUCAACGUUGGGAGUCAAGGCGAGUUUCACGCCAUACACUUUCACGGACUGCCGUUCGGAGUCGGAAAAAAUCAGGAACACCGUAUGGGAGUUUUCAAUCUCUAUCCCGGUGACUGGAAGCCAAGUUUAGCCAGACUUGAGUUAUCUGGCUCUAUUAAUGCCUGGAUGGGCAGCGGCACAGACUCCUGGCUCCAGGUGGAUCUGCUGAGGCCCAUGCUUCUUCAUGGCAUUCGGACUCAGGGUGCAAAGACCUCGAUGGGUUUGAGCGAGUAUUUCACUAUCCUGUACACCGUCAGUUACAGCAUCGACCAGGAGAACUGGACUACCUACCGAGGAAACAGUACCAAGUCAUCUUACACCUUCAAUGGAAACAUGGACGGUUCCAGAAUAAAGGAGAACUUGUUUUCUCCACCCAUUGUGGGUCGCUACAUCCGAAUUCACCCACUGACUUUUCAGAAGCAGCCCACGCUGAGGAUUGAGCUGCUGGGAUGUGACCUUAAUAGUUGUUCUAUGCCGCUGGGAAUGGAGCGCAGGUUGAUUCCCAGCAGCAGCAUCAGUGCCUCCUCAUUCUUAAACAAGUGGUUACUGUCCUGGAGUCCCGACCUCGCUAGACUCCACCAGGAGGGGCGAGCAAAUGCAUGGAGACCCAAGACUAAUAACCCUCAUGAGUGGUUACAGGUGGACUUUCUCUCUGUGAAGAGAGUGACCGGGGUGGUCACACAGGGGGCCCGAUCUGUCCUGAAACCAAUGAUAGUCACUGAAUUUACCGUCUCUAUUAGCAAUGAUGGUCACAAAUGGUCCAGUGUGAAGGAGCAGGGAACAGACAGUGAAAAGAUCUUUGAGGGAAACAGCGAGCAUGAUGAAGAGGCGCUGAACGUGUUUGAUCCUCCCCUGUUCGCUCGCUUUAUACGGAUUCACCCGAAAGGCUGGGUCAACGAUAUUGCCCUGCGGCUGGAGUUUUUGGGCUGUGACACUCAACCCUUUGAGAGAAAGUGAGAUCGAUCCAUUGUGGUUGAAAGACACCGUUUUUGACUUUGUCUAAAUGUCUAAAAACCACACGGCUCUGUUCCAAACUAUACGUUUGCAUCAUAGUAUGUGACUGAUCUGCUAGGCCGGUCUGGUGGUUUUAGAGUGGUUUUGUGCACUUGUCAGCUGGGAGACUGCCUAUGAUGCCAAAAAAUGCUGUCUAGGUAGGCAGCUCACUUUGGCUUUGAACAGAGCCCACAUAAGCACUACAUAGGUUUAUCUCUAGAACAGGUUUUUGUCAUGUGAUAUGAUGAUUUAUGUGUUUUGAAUCUGGUUGGUUGUAUGUUCUUAGUGUUCUGAUCAGUACUCUGCUCAUUUUACUGUCUGCUUUUGAGUUAUUAUUAUAGAAAAUAAAUUACCAAUAUCUAUUUUUCUAAUAAAUGUACCCUUGCAUAUGAAAACUCACAGAAGAUUGUUUGUUUGGUUAUUAGAUGUUUGUAUAUUCUGGACUGGAAUAACUACGGAAUCCGCCAUAUGCUGUACUUUUGUAUUUUGCACUGUGAAACAGGAGGGAGAUUAUUUUUUUCCCCAAAUAUUUAAUGUUUAAUUGUGGAAAUAAGACUAUGAAAAUGCCUUGAUUUUCCCAGCGUCUUUGUGCUUUGUGUUUCUUUGACAAAUAUUAUUCUUUCACAGACUGUUUUCUUCCCUUUUGGUGUUUUGCCUGUAAAAGUCAGUGAAUCUGUUUUCAACACCUGGCAUACAGCAUUCUUAUUAUUAUUUAUGACUAUAAUAUCUGCUUCUUCAUCAAAAUGCGCACAUUUAUGCACACGCACACACAAAGUCUCCAUAAAAUGUGUGAAAUUACUGGUGAUGCAGAUUAUUGAAACGUGGUUUAUUGUUCACGGUCACAUCACAAUUCUGCAUGCGGAAAGACAAUGAACAGAGAAGCAAACAGACUUGCAGGCGAAGGGUGGGAUGAAGAGGCCCACAGGAAUACGAUAGCAUUUCCAUGUUCUGGCCGAGAUAAAAAUGGAGCGUACUAUCAGUUCCUGUUUGACAGGAAGUGCUCUGGGGAUGUGUUUAGCUUGGAGGGAAAAUGAAGGCCUGACUCUGAAAGAAGUCUGUGACCUAUUGUGUCACCUGUUAUCUCAUCAAAGGCAAACACUGCUGCUGAGGAACAAACACACGAUUGGAAGCAACUUCACUAACUUUCAUUUCUUUCAUUAGGUCAUUACAAAACA
Sinocyclocheilus rhinocerous is the source of this 6125-nucleotide messenger RNA. RefSeq names its product coagulation factor VIII-like. Gene Ontology annotation, molecular function: signaling receptor activity. The record is from RefSeq and is a predicted model, not a curated record. The transcript is spliced from 23 exons. Lineage: Eukaryota; Metazoa; Chordata; Actinopteri; Cypriniformes; Cyprinidae. Bases 28 to 4914 code for a protein of 1628 amino acids. Gene Ontology annotation, cellular component: plasma membrane.